CAUUCAUUCACAUUCCAUUCUUCCUCCAAACUCAUAACCUUUCAUCAGAUCGGUUCAGUUCAAUUCAAAGGCUGACAAUUUCGUGUCAUUGCUUGCUUUCUUUUUGGCCUAUCCACAUCUUCUACUUCUUCUUCUUCUUGCUACCCUUUUUUUUUUUUCUUAUACUCUUCUCAUUUACAACUUGGGAGUUGAGGUAGAGUUUUUUGUUUUUUAACAACAUAGAAGUAAUGUAUAGUUGGGAGAAAUCGUUGAGAGAAGAGAGAUCAAGAAAUAAUCCCAAGAACCCUUCUUUUUCUUCCAGCCUCCUGGAUGAAAUCUACCGUUCAAUAGAUGGAUAUGAUGAAAAAGGUGAGGAGUGGAAGUUAAACAAAGAAAGAAGUCAUGCAACUUCCAUCAAGAAGCACAAUGGAGGCAGAGCAAAGUCUAGUAGUAUUGUGGAAGAUGAAGAAAUGGCGAGCCUCAAAAGAGCUUGCUUGAUUGAGAAAUGGAUGGAGAAAAAAGUCCAUGAGAAAGUCUCUUCUCAAAGAAAAGAGUUGGACAACGAUCCUCUCUUCUUUAGUUCAGGUUCCAGUUCCUCUGAUUCUAGUUCUGGUGGACUUUCAUCAUCAGACACCGAGUUUUUCGCCUCGAUAAAGACUAGAAAAUCUUGCUUUGCAUCAUCGAGGCCUAAACUUGUUAGGACAAGUGUUUCACCACGAAGGGGACAGCAAAAAAAUGAGUUUUUGAUGUUUAGCAGAGAUCAGGAGUCAGUUGAAACAGAGGAAAAUCUGAUCAAGUCGAAAUCCAGGGCCUUAAAGAUCUAUGCGAAUUUGAAGAAAGUGAAACAGCCCAUUUCCCCCGGUGGCCGACUUACCAGCUUCAUCAACAAUCUAUUCACUAAUGGACAUUCCAAGAAAUCAAAGGCUUGUUCUGAAGAAGCAAAUGUUGAGAAGAAGAAAUCAAACAAGAGCUCGUCCAUUAGUCAAGUAUCUUCUUCAGUUUCAACGUGUUCAUCAGCUUCUUCAUUUUCGAGAUCAUGUUUGAGCAGGAGUUCACCAAAUUCAAGGGCUAAACUCAAUAACGGUGCUAAAAGGACGGUCAGGUUCUGUCCUGUUAGCGUAAUUGUUGACGAAGACUGUCGGCCUUGUGGGCACAAAAGUACGUAUGAUCAAGAUUCUGACAGAUUUGGUAAGCCACCAUUAAUGUCACAAAAUUCAACAGUUCAGAGGAAAACUGAAGGGGCUGCUGCAGCUGCUGAAAGAGACAGAGAUAACUUGAAAGCCUAUCAUCAGAAUCACAAGAAGGAGAACUUUGCCAUUGAUAGAAUGAUUCAAGAUCAUCAUGAAGAAGAUUAUGACGACGAUGAUGAAGAUGCAGCCAGUGAUUCGAGUUCUGAUUUGUUUGAAAUUGAUCAUUUGGCAUUGUUCGGAAACAAUAGAUUUUGUGAAGAACUUCCAGUCUAUGAAACCACACACCUUGAUACAAAUCGGGCUAUUGCUAGUGGCUUGAUUCGUUAGUUAUUUACCCCAUCAAGAAAAAUGAUUGCUGAUGAUGUAAAUGUUUGGCUUUUUUGUUAUUUGCGAUUCAAAUAAUGCUCAGUACUUCUAUGCUUUUGAUCA
Coffea eugenioides is the source of this 1598-nucleotide messenger RNA. RefSeq names its product protein BIG GRAIN 1-like A. NCBI's taxonomy places the organism in Eukaryota, Viridiplantae, Streptophyta, Magnoliopsida, Gentianales, Rubiaceae. The record is from RefSeq and is a predicted model, not a curated record. The transcript has a single exon. Gene Ontology annotation, biological process: auxin-activated signaling pathway. The coding region runs from base 228 to 1496 and encodes 422 amino acids.